Molecule: messenger RNA, 643 nt
Organism: Harpia harpyja (harpy eagle)
Lineage: Eukaryota; Metazoa; Chordata; Aves; Accipitriformes; Accipitridae
Gene: SCGB1C1
Product: secretoglobin family 1C member 1
Exons: 3
Coding region: 132-422 (96 amino acids)
Source: RefSeq, a predicted model, not a curated record
UUUAGUACAGCUGUGUGACCUGUUGGGCCCAUUCCUUCCAUCGCAUUGCAUAAUUCCCCACAUAUAUAUCCCAGGUCUUUUGUGUUCAGUUGCAAAGGACGCUCACUGGCCUUCACAGCUUAACACACAACAUGCAGAAAAUGGCACUCUCUGCUAUGAAGCUGACUGUUACUCUGCUCAUCACCGUGGUGCUCUACAGCUCCCUUGGAGCUGGCUCUGCUCAUGAGAUUGUCCCUAGCUUUCUUCAGACGCUUCUUGAAGGCUCUGCUGAACAGCUGUACACUGGACCAAUUUCUCAGUAUAAAGUCGAUGAUUUGACUAGAGCUGCUUUGACCGCAUUAAAGGAAUGUAUUGAGGAGCUUUCUCCUGAGCAUGUAAAGGCCCUCGUCAGCCUGCUGAAACUUGUUCGGACAGAGGCUUAAAUUGGCAAAAUAUUUGACCCAGCUGCUGAUAACACUCCCCGAUGACUUCCAGUUUCUCAUAUCCAAAGCCUCUGGGAAAAGAACAAAUAUAAAAAAUGGAGAAAAACCACAAUGCUGGCAGCUGUUUUUCUAAACUCUGUGUGCUGACUAUUACACCCUGUCACCUUCCAGUCUAUUUUAGAUCUUAUUUCUUUAGAGAUAACAUCUAAGUUCUAAAUAAA